AUGCUCUUUUCCGCGCGGCUCGUGCCGCGAGCGUUGGCACGUCCUAGCGGCCCUAGCGGCAGCUUGCGCAGCUUUGCCGUCCUCUCCCAUGUGUGGACAGGUGGUCAGCGGCCCGAUGCCAGUGGACCACAAAAGGUUUGUGCCAGGAGCCCGGCAGCCCAACAUCUUUAUCAGAAUCUCUCCAGUCUUUGGAUUCCAAUAGGAUUGUUCCAUGACCAUAUCCAUAAUUCUACGACCACAUACACACGCUCAUCCAUACUCAUCCACGCAUGCAUGUCCACCCGUCCUUGCAGACGUGCAGGCAUGAUGCCCACAUGCACACACAUUCCUGCCCUCGUAGGCGCGCCCCCACACAGUCUCAAUUUUACAUUCACCCUUCACUGCCCGGAAGCCGCAGAAGUGUCGAUUAAACCGAAUCUUGUCAAAAGCACCCACUCUGUCCAGAACGCUCAAAAUGUGCAGUCUGUGCAAGGUGUGUUUAAUGUAGAGACGGACUGGUGUAACUUUGUUGCAUUUCAACUCUUUGUUCUGCAUCCUGGUCAGGGAUUUGGGAUUUGGGCUACAUCGGUGCUGAAACUGAUGCAGUGUAUCGGUGCAUGUCGAUGCUCUGCCACUAUUUUAACUCAGGCUGAUGCGUUUGUACACGUGUUAGCACAUGCCGCGAUACCACGAUGCAUGCUCGUGGGCUGUGCACCUGCCGAGAGGUAG
Molecule: messenger RNA, 708 nt
Organism: Symbiodinium sp. CCMP2592
Lineage: Eukaryota; Dinophyceae; Suessiales; Symbiodiniaceae
Source: the annotation of a GenBank genome assembly